Messenger RNA from Pieris rapae (cabbage white), 2595 nucleotides. Its product is annotated as cytochrome P450 CYP12A2. Gene Ontology annotation, molecular function: monooxygenase activity; iron ion binding; heme binding. The transcript is spliced from 11 exons. Lineage: Eukaryota; Metazoa; Arthropoda; Insecta; Lepidoptera; Pieridae. The coding region runs from base 185 to 1687 and encodes 500 amino acids. The record is from RefSeq and is a predicted model, not a curated record.
AAUCAAAUGCGAUAUUGCGAUAAACAGCUUUAUUUAAAUUCCUAUGAGUGAAGGUCAUUUUAUUUAGGAGCGCCUCAGAGUUAGUUCGGAGUUAGAGGAAGGAGCAUAACAUUGUUCGAAAAGAUAUCAGAUAAAGUUGAUAAGUGAAGUGAAUUGCGCGUCAGUUGUGAAUUGUGAUGUAAACAUGCAGUCUAUACGAAAAUCUGCGUGUGUCGCUGUUACAAAGAAUUUCAACAGGACAGUGACAGUUAACAGUGCGAUAAGUACAGAGAAUGCGCAAUCAAAGCCAUGGACGUCAAUACCGGGGCCAAAACCUUGGCCCAUUGUGGGGCAACUACCCCAUUUCUUGCCUGGAGGAAUGCUCGCUGAUCCAAUAAAAAUGCCAGAGGUGCUUUACGAAAAGUUCGGUCCAAUUGUGAAGUUCGAAGGAAAAUUUGGUUCACCAACCCUCAUUUUCUUACUGGAUGCCGAAGCUUCUGCCCAGAUUUUACGGAAUGAAAAUUGGAUGCCUGCUCGCCCGGGGUUUGCCAGUUUUGAACACUACAGAAAGCGGAAGAACAAGAAUAAUCCGGACGAGCCGACCGGCCUUUUGACAGAUCACGGAGAGGCUUGGAGGAAGUUCCGAACAACGGUGAAUCCGAUUUUGCUGCAUACAAAAACAAUAAAAUUGUAUAGCAAAAUUCUAGAAGAAGUCGCUGAAGACAUGGUCACCAGAAUGAAACACUUACGUAAACCAGAUAAUACUAUAGAUGGAAAACUCGAUAUUGAAAUGAAUCUUUGGGCAUUAGAAUCUAUUGGCGUGGUUGCUUUAGGAGGUCGGCUAAAUUGCUUCGAUCCAAAUUUACCUGAAGACUCACCAGCAAGAAGACUCAUACAGACUGUUCAUGAUAUUUUCAAAAUGGCUGACAAAUUAGACUUUAAGCCAAGUUUGUGGCGGUACAUUGGUACUCCAAACUACUAUAAAGCCAUGAAGUGCUAUGAAGAUCAAACAAAUUUGAGUCGAUACUUUAUCAAUCAAGCACGAGAACAAUAUAAAACUAAGGACCAUAAAUCGAAUGAUGAAAAAGGAAUUCUUGAGAAGCUUCUAGAAAUUGACGAGAAUGUUGCUACUAUAAUGGCGGGUGACAUGUUACUCGCUGGUGUUGAUACGGCCGCGAACACAAUGCUAGCGACGUUCUAUCUACUUGCGAAAAAUCCCGAGAAGCAAAGCAAAUUAAGAGAAGAAAUUUUAUCCCGUUCAGAACAAAAACCAUACUUGAAAGCUUGCAUUAAAGAAUCGCUCAGAGUUAAGCCCGUAGUUUCUGGAAAUUUGAGGGCAACAUCAAAGGAGUAUGAUAUUUUGGGAUAUAGAAUUCCUAAAGAUAUGUAUGUGACAUUUGGACACCAAUUCCUAUCAAUAUCUGAGGAUCAUUUCCCGAGAGCGAAGGAAUACAUUCCAGAACGUUGGCUUGUUGAUAAGACAGACCCACUUCACUAUAGAAACGCCCAUCCGUUUGCAUAUAACCCAUUCGGCUUUGGAGUCAGAAGUUGUAUAGGUCGGCGUAUAGCGGAGUUAGAAAUAGAAACCUUUCUCUCGAAGACCAUAGAAAACUUUGAAAUAGAGUGGUUGGGAGGGGAGCUCAAUGUGCGUCCAGCUUCUCUGAACUACAUCGUGGAACCUUUUAACUUCAUUUUUAAAGAUGUUUAAAUUACAAUACUUUAGGAGCAAAAUACUUUAUAUAAACUGAUGCAUUUAUCAUUUGAAUAUUUCAGUACUAUUACUUUUAAACAUGAUGGUAUAUUUGCCCCAUCCAAUGAGGUACAGGGAAGACACAUUUCUGAGUCUUGUUCUUCUUGUUCUUGUUCUUUCGAGACGUACGAUAGUGGUGAUAAUCUAAAAAGAAUGACGUCACUGACGACUAGGCAACGAACAAAACAACAAAAAUAAUUAUUUUCAAUAUUUCUUUUCUCAUCAAUAAAUGAACUUGAAAUUGCAUCCUCUCAUAAUAUACAUACUACAUUUCAUAUUGCGAUACAAAUAUUAUAUGGUAACAUAAUUGGUGUCCAUUUCCACAUCUGGUAUAUUUGCACUAUAAUCUUGUCGUUUACAAACAUUUUAAAUAAAUCAACAUGUAUUCGUUGAUAACUGUUACACUUUAUAUUGGAUCGUAUAGAUUUAAACCAUUUCAUAUUUGUACAAAAAAUUCCAGCGAGCUUAUGGAAUGGUUGGAUUAAUAACACAGCUGCCUACGUCUUAUUUUAAUUAUUGAACAACAAGGCAGACUUCUACUUGCAGCACCCCUUUAUCCGUUCUUCCAAAGUUGUUUGAGUCUUUUUAAAAAUAUAUUAAGGUAAGAAAAUUUGCACCUCUGUGGCUAAAAACCUACGUAGCAAAAUAAUAAUAAAAAAACCAAAUACAUCACAGAGAAACCAACUUAGAAAUUAACGGAAACCAAAGUAGACUAUAAAUACACAUUUCUGUAUAUAUGUAAUUGAUUAUUUGACCCAGAUCUUCGUAAGUGGAAAUCCGCAUAUGCUGCGCGAUUGGGAUAUAAAUUAAAGGAAAUAGUGUAACCAAGUGUGAAUUAUAGCUAAUAAAUUCUCAUGUAAACAGAG